Hydra vulgaris (swiftwater hydra) is the source of this 855-nucleotide messenger RNA. Lineage: Eukaryota; Metazoa; Cnidaria; Hydrozoa; Anthoathecata; Hydridae. The record is from RefSeq and is a predicted model, not a curated record.
AUGGCGAAAAAUUUUUCGGCUUCACAAUUAAAAAAAAUAUUAGACAUUCAUGAGAACACAAUGAUGAAAAUAUUUAAUGAAAAAUUUGAAAGAUUGGAAAAACAGAUUGAUAAGUUGAAUGAAGACAAUAAAAUUCUUAAAACUGAAGUAAGCGAAUUGAAAAAAGCUGUCGAAUUUAUUAGCGAAAAAUACGACAAAAUAAUAAUUGAACAAGAAGGAUUGAAGGCUGAUUGCGCAAAACCAGAUAGAAACCUAGAAAAGAGUUUAACCAUUAAUUUGAGAGACAAAUUGGCUGAGAUUGAAGACCGAAGUAGGAGAAACAAUUUAAGGAUAUCCGGUAUAGAAGAAUCAGUUGAUGAAAGUUGGGACGAUUGUGAAAGUAAAGUUCGUGAAUUAAUAAAAAAAAAACUUGAUCUUCAAGGUGAAUUCAUUAUUGAACGAGCUCAUAGAGUUGGAAAAAAUGAUAAAGAUAAUACAAUUAAAAAAUGCAGAACUAUCGUGGUCAAAUUUUUAAAUUUUAAGGACAAAUCAACAGUGCUUGGUAAAUAUAUAAAGACGAAACUUUGGAAUCAAAGAAUAUAUGUGAACAAAGAUUUCAGCGAAAGGACAACCGAAUUGCGAAAGAAAUUGUUUACGGCUGCAAAAGAUUUACGAAUAAAAGGUUUCAAUAUAAUUUCUUUGGAUAGAAAAAAUGGAAAGCGAGGCGGAGGUUUAAUAGUUUAUAUUAGAGAAUAUUUGCAGUAUAUUAUCAGGCCUGACAUGAGCAAUUCUGAUGACAAUAAUGAGAUGAAGUUUGAGUUUUGGUAUGUGGAAGUAGCAUAUACUGAACAAGAUGAUCAGAUAUUGAAGCGGUAA